Diabrotica virgifera virgifera (western corn rootworm) is the source of this 1832-nucleotide messenger RNA. RefSeq lists its product as uncharacterized. The transcript is spliced from 3 exons. The record is from RefSeq and is a predicted model, not a curated record. NCBI's taxonomy places the organism in Eukaryota, Metazoa, Arthropoda, Insecta, Coleoptera, Chrysomelidae. The coding region runs from base 363 to 1832 and encodes 489 amino acids.
GCUGCGUGAAUUUCGCCUAUAAAUGCUGAAACAGACGAGCAUAUACCAUAGUCGACAUCUGACAGUUUCUACAGUAUAGUUGCAGUGUUCAGUGAAAGAUAUUCAAUUAAGAUAUUCCUAGCGUUCAGACGUGUGCCCUGGUAAGUUUUAUAUCGUUCAGAAGUGUGCUCUGUUGAGUGAUAAAUUUGAAUAUUUUUGAUUUUGUCGAAAACAAUUUUUUGAAAUUUUUAAAACAUAUUUAGAGUUUGGGUUCUAAAUUUUUGAAUUCUAAGUUUUGAAUAUUUAUUAUUAUUUUAUUACUUAGUGUUGUUUGAUUUGGUCAGUUUUUUUUUAAUAAUUUCUCAUCCUUUAAUAACGAAAACAUGAACAAAUUCUUAGUCACUAAAGAUACAUCUAAGAAAAUUCGUAAAUUUGGCCUCCAGGGACGAACUCUGGAAUUUAAAAUCAGGGAUGUGCCGCAGAGUGAGGAACCUGUGGGAUGGGUAAAGAAGGCCAUCGAGGGGAUUGUACUUAAGGGAACAGAAGGUUUGGAACCAACCGAUCAGGUCGGUUUCACUUUUUGCUCGAAAGACUUUGCCAGAGGUCAGGGUUGGAUGAGGUUCAGGCCUGCCUGUGAAGUGACCGUUGAUGAUAUAUGGGAUAAGAUUAGUUCCAUAUAUCAGAGUAAUAGCGCUGGCCUCAAUACCGAGACAUUUUGUUUGGGUAUUACGACGGUAAAAAUGCCCGCAGGAAAAGGUCGGGGAUAUAAUUAUAACUCCUUUAACGAAGAGUGUUUGAAACGACGAGGAAUUAUUGUUAUUAAAAACAAGGAUAACCUUUGUUUACCUCGUGCUCUUGUGGUUGCUAAAGCUCACGUAGAUAAGGACCAAGAAUGGAAGCAGGUACGUCAAGAUAUUGGAAAAAAACAAGGACAAAGAGCCCAUCAACUGAUUGAAGCCUCUAACGUAACAAUUCCUGCCGAAGGGGCUGGAAUACCCGAACUUCAACAGUUUCAGGGAUACCUCAUAGAUUACAAAAUUGUGGUGUAUUGUUAUGGCAGCAAGGGUCGUGACGUUAUGUUCUGUGGUAAUACUAAUGGUCCCGCAUUAAAUCUUUUGUAUCACGAAGGACACUUCAACGUGAUCACCUCGUUGACAGCUGCUUUUUGUUGUAUUUAUUAUUGUGAGGAGUGCCACCAGCCGUUUAACAACAAAAACGACCACAGGUGUGGUGGUACAUGUUUUAGUUGUCGGCGUUCACCAGCUUGUUCCAAGGAUGUUGUUAAAAUUCCUUGUAGUGAGUGUGGGCGAACCUUUUACGGUGGGGCAUGUUUCAAUGCUCACCUAGGAUCGGUCUGUGAGAAAAUCAAAAGGUGUAAGACCUGUUACAAGAUCUACACCAAAAGUCAUGUCUGUGGUGAGGUCUUCUGUAAAACUUGUAAGAAAAAUUGUCCGUCAGAUCAUCUUUGUUACAUACAGCCCGAUUCUGGUAGGCCACCGUCAAAAGAUUUUCUAUUUAUAUUUUAUGAUUUGGAAACUCGUCAAGAAACGGUAAUGCCUGAUGGUUCACUUCUUCAAGAACCUAACCUCUUUGCUCGUUACUUACUAGAAGGUGGGGCAACAAUCGCUUGUUCUAUGCUAUCACAAAUAUAUAUUGAAUCAACAUCACAUUUGAUUCCUCUGAGGAAAUUUGGUGGUUGUAGGCCUCUAGGGGAUGGUGUCCACGAUAAAACACCAACGAGGUAUGUGUUGUACCUCAUGGGUGCCUUGGAAAUCAACACGAGUAACCUUUGUUUCAGAUUAUCCUUGAAAAAAAUCAGCACGCAAUUUGGAGCUAUGUUAGCUUUAACGUGA